AUGGCAACAACGCUAAGCCCGUCUAUCUUCUUUGUUCAGGUCACGCUGUGUGUUCUGACUCACCACGUGCCGACCCCACCCAAGAAUGAAGUCAGCAUCUUGAACCCGCCGGCAGUGAGCAUCAACUGCACACACCCGGGAGCGCACCAUGAAACGUCACCAACACAUCCCGGUUUGAAGACGGCGCCGCCAGUGGAGGCAUAUAAAGAGGAUCGCGCCAUGGAAUUCCUCAGAGGGCACGGCGGGACCGCAAUGGCAACAACGCUAAGCCCGUCUAUCUUCUUUGUUCAGGUCACGCUGUGUGUUCUGACUCACCACGUGCCGACCCCACCCAAGAAUGAAGUCAGCAUCUUGAACCCGCCGGCAGUGAGUAUCAACUGCGCACACCCCGGAGCGCACCAUGAAACGUCACCAACACAUCACGGUUUGAAGACGGCGCCGCCAGUGGAGGCAUAUAAAGAGGAUCGCGCCAUGGAAUUCCUCAGAGGGCACGGCGGGACCGCAAUGGCAACAACGCUAAACCCGUCUAUCUUCUUGGUUCAGGUCACGGUGUGUGUUCUGACUCACCACGUGCCGACCCCACCCAAGAAUGAAGUCAGCAUCUUGAACCCGCCGGCAGUGAGCAUCAACUGCGCACACCCCGGAGCGCACCAUGAAACGUCACCAACACAUCACGGUUUGAAGACGGCGCCGCCAGUGGAGGCAUAUAAAGAGGAUCGCGCCAUGGAAUUCCUCAGAGGGCACGGCGGGACCGCAAUGGCAACAACGCUAAGCCCGUCUAUCUUCUUUGUUCAGGUUUGUGACAAACAUGCUUCUUGCUUUCGAAGCAAUUAUAGAUGUAUUGUUGUCCUGCCGUGCCCGGCCACAAUUGAGUGUCUUAUUGUGGAUGCAUGGAGUGUCAUUUUGAUCCUUCUAUCUGGAGAUGUCGAGCAAAACCCUGGGCCUCAAGGGAUAGAGGAACUGAAGGUGAUGAUGAACGCCAUGCUUACUUCGCAGAACGACCUUAAAACGCGAAUUGUUAACCUGGCGGCUUCCCAGGAAAAGCUAGAAUCAACAGUGAACGCUAGGAUGAACGAAGUUAUGACAGCUUUACAGGAGCACAAGGGAGAGAUUCGUGUGCUGCAGGGGGAAGUCACAUCCUUUAGAAAUGACCCCCAGCUCCAACAAAAGCGCCUCGACGACUUAGAAAAUAGGAGUAGACGCCGCAACCUUGUCAUUUUCGGGUUUCCUGAGCCCGACCGUGAAAACACCGAACCAUUAAGAAGCCAAAUAAUCCAGGACUUAAUAGGACAGAAGCUUGGAGUAACUGUUAGCUCGGUGGAAAGAGUCCACAGGAUAGAAAAAAAACAACCAGACAAACCGCGGCCUGUGAUAAUAAACUUCUUUGACUAUAACGAAAAACUGAAAGUACUAAAAAAUUGUAAUAAAUUAAAAGGAACUACAAUCUCAAUCAACCACGACUUUUGUAAGGGUGCACUUGCAAAAAGAAGCAAACUUUGGUCCAAAUCUGGGGACUUCAAAGCCAGAGGACGUAAGGUAGUGCUGGACUAUGAUAAACUACGGGUUGAUGACGACCUAUAUGAAUGGGACGAGCAGAAUGACUGCCUGAAGUGCAUCCGCUCUCAGGAGCGACGGAAUGACGUCGACUGACUUGAAUCGAAACAGUUACGUUUUGUACUACUAAAUGCCAGAAGUAUCGUCA
Molecule: messenger RNA, 1702 nt
Organism: Ixodes scapularis (black-legged tick)
Lineage: Eukaryota; Metazoa; Arthropoda; Arachnida; Ixodida; Ixodidae
Exons: 1
Coding region: 1-1650 (549 amino acids)
Biological process (GO): retrotransposition
Cellular component (GO): ribonucleoprotein complex
Molecular function (GO): single-stranded RNA binding
Source: RefSeq, a predicted model, not a curated record